Messenger RNA from Wyeomyia smithii (pitcher-plant mosquito), 1002 nucleotides. Its product is annotated as general odorant-binding protein 45-like. The record is from RefSeq and is a predicted model, not a curated record. Gene Ontology annotation, molecular function: odorant binding. Bases 1 to 1002 code for a protein of 333 amino acids. Gene Ontology annotation, biological process: sensory perception of smell. Lineage: Eukaryota; Metazoa; Arthropoda; Insecta; Diptera; Culicidae. The transcript has a single exon.
AUGCAGUUACCAACUGUUCUACUAAUUGCGACCGUUGCGACGGUCGUUUCGGGACAAUAUUAUCGCUUGGCAGCACCGCUGAAGGUGGAACAAUCGUAUUUUGCAUAUCAGCUGAAAAGCUUCCGGCAAGCGCUAGAUGAAUGCGCAGAUUAUCUAGUGAUACCUCUAGAAGUUGUUGAUCGCCUGGUAGCGCAAAGUUUUGUCACCAAUGAACCGGAGCUGAAAUGCUUGGUUCGAUGCGCAGGAUUUAAUCUAGGUUGGUGGAACGACACGGUAGGAGUUCAAAGUCCAGUGAUGGAAGCCUUCUUCCAACCAGCUGCUGGCGACACCUGUUAUGCCGGUCGCACUCGUGAGUGCCUAGAUUCUAGAAUUGCCGUUUGCAACGAUGAUUGCUCCCGAGCCUACGAAACUUUCCUCUGCUUCUUCCAACAAUACGGAAAGCUGAGAUGCACCAGUGAAUACGUUCCGCUUCCAACGCUCGACGCCGUGCAAGCUGCCGUUGAGUGCAUCAACAUUCUGCAAAUUCCCAACGAAUUGCUAGAACAAUACAGCCGGGGGCUGUUCCCGGAAUGCCAAGAAACCAAGUGUUUGUUCCGCUGCCAGUAUCUGGCCGAGGGAUUGUACGACACCAGGCAAGGAUUUAACCUGCGCCGGCUGUACGCCCGCGAACACGAACAUCCCGACCUGGAGCUGCUGAGCGAAAGCACCAAAGCCUGCACGGAGUUAGCUCUGCUGGACAACUGCGACGAAUGUACUCGCUUUUAUCGGGCUCACCAGUGCUUCGAUCGGUGUGGCGUUCCAGAUCAUACGACGGCCAUUCUGGUGCAGGCGGCGUGGGUUGCUCUGGAGCAGAAGUCCUGCCAUCGGUUGAAUCCGUUCUACCUCUUCCCGCCGUACGCUCCGCUGCAGCCGUAUGUCCCACUGCAGCAGUACGUUCCUCGCUACCUCCAUCCGUUUUCGCAUGCCAGAGGCUGCAGCACCUGUGCGUUGCAGAAGAAGUAG